This is a messenger RNA of Xyrauchen texanus (razorback sucker), 1605 nucleotides long. RefSeq lists its product as uncharacterized. Lineage: Eukaryota; Metazoa; Chordata; Actinopteri; Cypriniformes; Catostomidae. Gene Ontology annotation, molecular function: protein binding. The record is from RefSeq and is a predicted model, not a curated record. The transcript is spliced from 8 exons. Bases 106 to 1155 code for a protein of 349 amino acids.
CGCACUGUUAUUGGAAUAAAGGGACUUAUUUUGAGUUCUGAAGAACUGGAGAGUCCUCCGCAUUCAAGCCGAGUUUCAAGCCCAAAGAAGCGCAAACUGUGUAAAAUGCCUGCAGUGGAUUUUGAAGAUGAGACGGCCGUCAAACAUGUAAAGAGUUGCAGGGCUGAUCGUCCAUCAAAGCGCUGGAGCCACACGAUAUGUAUGAGUGAUCCUGAUACAGCCGUUCUGAUUGGUGGAGAGGCUGAUGACCUGGCCAGUUGCAAAGACUCUUUAUGGAAGCUGGAAAUUGAUAAUGAUUUCUGGUUCCCCAUGGAUACCUCAUCAUCUGAUGUCAGCCCACCGAGCUCUCGUGGUCAUUCGGCAACAUUUGAUCCAGAGUCUAAAGUUGUGUAUGUGUACGGUGGUCUGGGAGAAGGUCAGCGCUAUAGUGAUAUCCAUGUACUGGACACCAUAACAUGGAAGUGGAAGCUUGUUUUGGCAAAAGGAAAUAUACCGUCAUUAGCGUACCACAGUGCCGUUGUCUAUAAGAGAGAGCUGUAUGUGUUUGGAGGAGUACAGCCCAGUCGAUGUCCCGAAGGCAAAGUUUGCAGUAAUGCAUUAUACAUCUUCAACCCUGAACAUGGUCUGUGGUACCAACCAAUUGUGGAGGGUGACCGUCCUCUGCCUAGGUUUGGACACUCCACCACACUGCUGUCUAACAAGCUGAUCAUUUAUGGUGGGAGAAAAACGGCAACCUACCUCAAUGAUCUUCACAUCCUGGAUCUUGGCUUCAUGGAAUACACUGCUGUUAAGUACGAGAAUAUGCCACCAUUGGCCCGUGGGUUUCACGCUGCUCAACCCGUGUCUGACAACAGGGUGCUGAUCAGCGGAGGCUGCAGUGCUAUAGGGGCCCUACAAGACCUCCAUCUCUUUAAUAUCGAUACCAGCACGUGGACAUCAGUGGUGUCCCCAGUGCUUUGCUCUAUGCCUCGUGCAGGCCAUAGUUUGAUUAGCCUGGGUUGUACAAAGACUUUAUCUUCAGAACUGAGGCACACGAGGGACCACCGUCACACUAGCCCCUCUCUCCAGUGCACCAUUCUAGUGUUCGGAGGAUCAGAUUGUUCUGGGACAUUUUACAAUGACACAUUCAAAUGCAUAGUUGAACUCCCUGUUUAGGAUCAGGGACGACAGGCCUUUUUAUUUAGAACUAAAAAUACUUUAGAACCAAAAAUGAUUCUAUGGAAUUCUCAAUGGGGGGAAUUGGAAUGCAAAACCACUUAUCUUUAAACAUUUUUUUAAGGUUGCAUUGUUGCAGUUUUAGCGUUAACAGCUGUCUCACAGCUACUGUUUUUAUAUUGAUUACCUUAAAAGCAAGCAAAGCAUUCUUUCUCAUUUACAUUUAGUUCAGGCUUGUAUUUAGCACAUUCAGAGAUUAAUGGCAAACUCAAUGUAUUUUUGUGCAAUAAAUGUUUUCUUUAAUUUUGCACGUAUUUGACAUGUUUGUAUUUUUGUCCACUUUGUAUAUUUCCACGCCACACAAAUUUUCCUUUGUCACUGAGAUGUAUAGCAUGGUCACAAAUCUCUGAAAGUUGCAAAAUGUGAUUACAAUCUUUUCAUCACCACAAU